Messenger RNA from Scomber japonicus (chub mackerel), 1962 nucleotides. RefSeq names its product solute carrier family 34 member 2a (gene slc34a2a). The transcript has 13 exons. Gene Ontology annotation, molecular function: sodium:phosphate symporter activity. Gene Ontology annotation, cellular component: brush border; apical plasma membrane; vesicle. The record is from RefSeq and is a predicted model, not a curated record. Gene Ontology annotation, biological process: intracellular phosphate ion homeostasis; sodium-dependent phosphate transport. The coding region runs from base 1 to 1962 and encodes 653 amino acids. Lineage: Eukaryota; Metazoa; Chordata; Actinopteri; Scombriformes; Scombridae.
AUGGACUCACUACGCCUGCCACAGCCAGCGCCUCCCCAAAACAAAUCCAAAGAAGAUGAGAGUCAUGGAAAUGACAGCAAAGACGUCAAUGCAAGCCCUGCACAUUCCACUGUGGGUUUGAUUGAAACGGAGCAGGAGGAAACAGACCCAUGGGAUCUACCAGAGCUGAAGGACACAGGGGUUCCAUGGUCAGCUCUGGACACCAGAGGGAGGGUGCUGAGAGUGUUGGUGUCUGUAGGGAAGUUUGUAUUGCUGUUGGGUUUCCUCUACAUAUUCAUCUGCUCCCUUGACAUCCUCAGCUCAGCCUUCCAGCUCGUUGGAGGUAAAACAGCCGGCGACAUCUUUCAGGACAAUGCAGUUCUGUCUAACCCUUUGGCUGGUCUGGUCAUUGGUGUUCUGGUCACCCUGUUGGUUCAGAGCUCGUCCACUUCCUCCUCCAUAGUUGUCAGCAUGGUGUCCUCUGGAUUGCUAACGGUCCAGCUGGCUGUUCCUAUCAUUAUGGGCACCAACAUUGGUACCUCUGUCACCAACACGCUUGUUGCCAUGACGCAGGCUGGUGACCGCAGCACCUUUCGCAGGGCUUUUGCAGGGGCCACUGUGCACGACUUCUUCAACUGGCUCUCUGUGCUGGUGCUGCUUCCUCUAGAAGUCGCAACUGGUUAUUUGUAUGAGGUCACUAAGCUCAUUAUCGACUCCUUCCAAAUCGAGAGUGGAGAAGCCCCUGACCUGUUAAAUGUGAUCACUGAUGUCCUCACUGAGUCAAUUAUAGAGCUGGAUCAGUCUGUUAUGAAUGGGAUUGCCACUGGCGACCCAGAAGCGAGGGAUAAGAGUCUCAUCAAGAGAUGGUGCAAAACCUUCACCAACACAACCUUAAUGAAUGUUACAGUUCCUGGCCCAGAGAACUGCACCUCUCCUUCUCUCUGCUGGGUCGAUGGCAACUACACCUUCACACUGAAGAACAUUUCUGAGACAUACAACAUUACGAAAUGUAAGCACAUCUUUGUGGAUGUGAAUCUGCCUGACCUGGCGGUAGGUCUGAUCCUGCUGGCUCUCUCCCUACUGGUGCUCUGCUCGUGCCUGAUCCUCAUUGUCAAACUGCUCAACUCAAUGCUGAAGGGACAGGUGGCUACAGUCAUUAAAAAGAUCCUAAACACCGAUUUCCCGUUCCCAUUUGGUUGGGUCACAGGUUACAUCGCCAUUGUAGUCGGAGCGGGAAUGACAUUCAUUGUACAGAGCAGCUCAGUUUUCACUUCCGCUAUCACUCCACUUGUUGGUAUUGGUGUCAUCAGCAUAGAAAGAGCAUACCCAUUGUCUCUGGGUUCAAAUAUUGGCACAACCACCACAGCCAUCCUGGCCGCCAUGGCUAGUCCUGGAGACACACUAGCCAAUGCUCUACAGAUUGCCCUCGUGCACUUCCUCUUCAACAUCUCUGGCAUCCUUCUCUGGUAUCCAAUCCCCUUCACUCGGAUCCCAAUUCGGCUGGCUAAAGGCUUGGGCGACAUCACUGCCAGCUACCGCUGGUUUGCUGCAGUCUACAUCAUCAGCUGCUUCUUCAUUUUACCACUCUUCGUCUUUAGUUUGUCUCUGGCUGGUUGGCAGGUAUUGGUGGGUGUGGGAGUACCUAUAGUCACCAUGUUGAUCCUCAUUAUAGUGAUCAACAUUCUGCAGAAAAGGAAACCUGAGUGCUUGCCUUCAGCACUGCGGUCCUGGGACUUCCUCCCUCUCUGUGCGCAUUCCCUGGAACCUUGGGACAAAGUGGUCGGUGCAUGUACUACCAAAUGCUGUUGCUGCUGCAAAUGCUGCCAGAUUGCUGCUGACAACCAAGGACACACAGAGGAAGAGUCUGUGGAAAAGAAGUUCCCACACACAGCGGUGUACGAUAACCCUGCAAUGAGCGCAGAGAAAGAAGUGGAAAAUGAGAUAAAGAUCGAGCUUAAAAUUUUGAAAAUGACCCGGCUUUGA